AUGACGUCUGCCACACCUCCAUCCUCUCGCAGCUCCUCCCCUCAGAAAGUUUGCCACUCCCAGACACAGACAGACGUUUUAAAACCCUUACUGGGCGGUGGCAUCUCCGGCGGGGGCGGGACUCUGAGGAAGAGGAGGCGUGUCCUGUCCAAAGAUGGACGUAGCAAUGUGCGCAUUGAACAUGUCAGCGGGCGCAGUGCUCUGUACAUGCGCGACCUCUGGACCACUUUUCUGGACAUGCAGUGGCGCUACAAGUUCUUCCUGUUCACGGCUACGUUUGCCGGGACCUGGUUCCUUUUUGGGGUGCUCUGGUACCUGGUGGCGCUGGUGCACGGAGACUUGCUGGAGUUUGACCCUCCAUCGAACCAUACACCCUGCGUGAUGCAGAUGCAGACCCUCACUGGAGCUUUCCUCUUCUCUCUGGAGUCCCAAACGACCAUCGGUUAUGGUUUUCGCUGCAUCACCGAGGAAUGUCCGGCCGCGAUAAUCCUCCUCAUAAUCCAACUGGUCAUCACCAUGCUCAUGGAAAUCUUCAUCACUGGAACCUUCCUGGCCAAGGUUGCCCGGCCAAAGAAGCGAGGUGAGACGGUGAAGUUUAGCCAGCAUGCUGUGGUGUCCACCCAAGAGGGCAGACCCUGCCUCAUGAUCAGGGUGGCCAACAUGCGCAAGAGUCUGCUGCUUGGGUGUCAGGUGACUGGAAAACUGCUUCAGACAUCUCUGACCAAGGAAGGCGAGACGGUUCGUCUGGAUCAGAGAAAUGUGCCCUUUCAAGUGGACACCUCCAGUGACAGCCCCUUCCUCAUCCUGCCCCUCACCUUCUACCACGUCAUCGAUGACAGCAGCCCCCUGCGAGCCUGGGCGGCUAAAGGUGGUGGCUGGACGGAUCCAGAACUGGCAGACUUUGAGCUGCUGGUGAUCAUGAGCGCCACAGUGGAGCCCACCUCUGCCACCUGCCAGGUUCGCACCUCCUACCUGCCAGAUGAGAUCCUCUGGGGCUACGAAUUUCCUCCCGUAGUCUCCCUCUCCCCUUCAGGGAAAUACGUAGCGGACUUCGCCUUCUUCGACAAAGUGGCCAAGACCAAAACCACCCCCAUCUUCAAACCGUCUAGCCCUCAGCAUGAGUACCAGAGCAAUGGAGGUGGGACUGUGCCUGAGGUAUCUGAUCCGGAGAAGAUUCGUCUGGAGCAGAGCUACAGGGAGCAGCGAGGGGAGGACCGAGGCCGAGUCAGGGACACUCCUCUCAGUGUCCGUAUCAGCAAUGUCUGAACCGACAGACUGGAUAAGAAGGGAACGUUUCAUAGAAAGCAACACAAGAGAUUUUCAAGAUCAGGGUCGAUAGCAAAUUGGUGUAACAUCAUAUCAAAACAGACUGGGAGACUGCCUUUUUAGACAGUUUCAUCAGAAGGAUAUAGAAGAGACAGCU
Messenger RNA from Stegastes partitus (bicolor damselfish), 1423 nucleotides. Its product is annotated as potassium inwardly rectifying channel subfamily J member 10. Gene Ontology annotation, cellular component: plasma membrane. NCBI's taxonomy places the organism in Eukaryota, Metazoa, Chordata, Actinopteri, Pomacentridae. The transcript is spliced from 5 exons. The coding region runs from base 1 to 1266 and encodes 421 amino acids. The record is from RefSeq and is a predicted model, not a curated record. Gene Ontology annotation, molecular function: inward rectifier potassium channel activity. Gene Ontology annotation, biological process: regulation of monoatomic ion transmembrane transport; potassium ion import across plasma membrane.